Agrilus planipennis (emerald ash borer) is the source of this 2992-nucleotide messenger RNA. Its product is annotated as sodium-independent sulfate anion transporter. Gene Ontology annotation, molecular function: sulfate transmembrane transporter activity. Lineage: Eukaryota; Metazoa; Arthropoda; Insecta; Coleoptera; Buprestidae. Gene Ontology annotation, cellular component: membrane. The transcript is spliced from 11 exons. Gene Ontology annotation, biological process: transmembrane transport. Bases 629 to 2716 code for a protein of 695 amino acids. The record is from RefSeq and is a predicted model, not a curated record.
AGCUGUUUGGUCAUGGAGGUGCCGCAAAUGUGUACCCGUUGUACAUAUUAUCGUAGCUGAAGUACCGGUUAGUUGUUGCUGGUCGGUACUGAAUGUAUUCAGUAGUCGAACGGAAAACAGUGUCGGACUCGCGGUCUUCGCGAUUGUUAUGUACACUUUGUUGUAUUGUUACCGUAUUUGGACCCAAGAGGAUUUUUUUUGUACCUUUAAAAACUCCUGUUGAUAAGUACGUAGCGGUACCGUCUGCUUAGUGAUUCGUUCUAACAAACAAUUGAAUUCUCUAUUUUAUUUUGUUGUAUUUGGAAAACUGUUGGUCUACUUCCUCUUAGAGUCUAGAAGGCCUUCGUUCAAAACUUUCCGGAGUGGAUGCAGUCUGUUCACAUUUUCUGUCCCCAGUCACCGCUUCGUGAAUAAUUCAUUAAUUUUUGGCUGUUGGGGCUCCUGGAAAUACGUACGCCAUUCACGGUCUCGGUCAAGGCAACCUGCAUUCUAACCCGAUUUUGCGCAAAGAUCAUUCCAGAAGUGCAUUUCGAAAGCAAACAAAAGAACAUCAGCUGAGCCAGUGAAAUGAUAAACAGAGAUCAUCAGAACGCGCAUUGUAUGUUUAUGUGCGAGCAUCGCAACGAAUAUGAAAAAGUACGCGUUUAAUAAAGACAAUAAUAAUCAUUCUAUUAGUCAAAUAACUCUAACGUCAUAUCUAACCGGGAAUGGGGAGACUUCUCCUGUUACGGAAAGACUACACGACAAAAUGACAGAAGACCGGGUGGUGAUAAACGGCAUCCCUGCUACAUCGGGAGACGAUGAGGAAUCAAAACGGAAUUGUACCUGUAUUCAGAAAAUGGAAAACAGCAUUUCUGUGCGUCUUCCCGAAUCGAAGUACAAUCAACAAAAUUCCUUACCCUUCAAACCCACUGUAAUUCACUGGAUAAAAGAAAGAACGAAACGAAGUUGUACUAAGAAGACCCUCCGCAAACGAAUUCCUAUAGUUCAUUGGUUACCUGACUAUGAUCUUAGCAAAGCGGUAUCAGAUCUUGUUGCGGGUACAACGGUUGGUCUCACUGUGAUUCCUCAAGCAAUAGCAUACGCCAAUGUGGCAGGAUUACCUCCACAAAUCGGUUUAUACUCCUCGUUCAUGGCAUGCUUCAUCUAUGCCAUAUUCGGAAGCUGCAAGGAUGCUGCGAUCGGUCCUACAGCUAUUACAGCCCUUCUAACAAGGGAGAACAACCAUGGCUUUGGUGUUGAUGGCGCUGUAUUGCUAUGUUUUGUAUGUGGUUGUGUGGAACUAGUAAUGGGUAUAUUACAAUUAGGUUUUUUGAUAGAUUUUAUUUCGGGCCCUGUUUCUAUGGGUUUCACGUCGGCAGCAGCUAUUAUAAUAGCAACAACGCAAGUGAAAGACGUCCUGGGUUUGAACUAUCCAGGCGCUAAGUUCCUCCAGGUUUGGGAACAAAUUUUCGAACACAUUACUGAAACGCACUUGUGGGACUGUAUCCUGGGAAUAUCUUGCAUGUUUAUUCUUCUACUCUUAAGGAAAGCCAAAGACAUACACAUUGGACCCGAUGAUGUCAAAGAAAGGAAGCCUUUUCACGAAUUUUUAGGCAAGCUUCUGUGGCUUAUUUCCACUUCUAGGAAUAUUUUGGUGGUUGUAUUUUGUGCUGUGAUGGCCUACUUAUUUGAAGCGCAUGGGUCACAUCCGUUUAUAUUAAUUGGUUAUGUAAAACCAGGAUUACCUCAACUGUCACCACCUCCUUUUAGUACCCAAGUCGGAAAUACCACUUACAGUUUUGUUGAUAUCGCUUCAACUCUAGGAUCCGCCAUGUUUGUGGUUCCCCUUUUUGGAAUUUUGGAAAACAUUGCAUUGGCCAAAGUAUAUUCUGACGGAAAAGCAGUCGAUGCAACUCAAGAAAUGCUAGCACUAGGUGCUUGCAAUAUAGCGUCAUCCUUCUGUAGUUCUAUGCCAGUGUCAGGAGCCCUGUCAAGAGGGGCAGUAAACCAUGCGAGUGGUGUCAAAACCACUUUUGGUGGUGUCUACACUGGGAUUAUAGUAAUUCUAUCUUUGCAUUUUUUCACUCCCUACUUUGCCUACAUACCAAAAGCGUCACUGGCUGCUGUCAUCAUAGCUGCUGUUGUCUUCAUGGUGGAACUGCACGUGUUGAAACCAAUCUGGAGGACAAAAAAAACGGACUUAAUUCCUGCGUGUGCAACGUUCCUGUCAUGUUUGUUCCUCAGACUAGAAUUGGGCAUCGUUAUUGGCAUAGGAAUCAACGUUUUGUUCCUUUUAUAUGCCUCAGCUAGACCUUCAGUAACCGUAGAAAAAGCUACCAGUUCAUCAGGUUGCGAAUAUCUGCUUAUAACACCCGACAGAAGUUUAGUGUUCCCAUCAGUUGAAUAUGUUCGAGCAGUCGUGUCGAAAGCUGGAGUCAAACAGGGUUCCAGUUCGAGUCCGGUUGUAAUAGAUGCCAGACAUAUACAAGGAGCUGACUUUACAGCGGCAAAGGGCAUAAAAUCACUCAUCGAAGACUUUGUGCACCGAAAGCAGCCUAUUUUGUUCUACAAUUUGAAGCCUAGCGUCGUUAACAUAUUCCAAGGUGUCCAGCCAAAAGAUUUCGUAUAUUGUCAAUCGGAAAACGAAUUGAACGAUUUGCUGAAUCAAUAUAAAAACAACAAAAUCAAUAACAAUAGAAAUGGCAUAAGCAACACUGAAAGUGGGACUAAAUAAGUAUCAUAACAUUAAUGAAAUAUACUCUUGUGACUAGAUAUUUAAAUUCCUACUUAAUAGUACCUACCUACCUAGUGUUUAUUAUAAAAGACACUGUAAAAUAUAAAUAAACAUAAUUUGUAAGUAAUUUAUCGAUAGCUGUAAAAUGUAAAACGCUAAAAGCGAAAAGUGAUAAACUUUGUAAUAAUAUUACGUGUUUAUAUAUGUAUGUAGUAUCUGUAUUUAAAUGUAAAUGUUUUGCGCUAUGUAAUUUCAUAAUAAUGCCUUUGUUGGUGU